Molecule: messenger RNA, 1673 nt
Organism: Hydractinia symbiolongicarpus
Lineage: Eukaryota; Metazoa; Cnidaria; Hydrozoa; Anthoathecata; Hydractiniidae
Product: pre-mRNA-splicing regulator WTAP-like
Exons: 6
Coding region: 43-1293 (416 amino acids)
Biological process (GO): regulation of alternative mRNA splicing, via spliceosome
Cellular component (GO): nucleus
Source: RefSeq, a predicted model, not a curated record
AAUAAAAAAUUGAUUUAAAAAUUGUGGUAUUGAGUUAAACUCAUGGAAAAGCCAUCUUCACCAGUGCCAUUGACUGCAAUUCCAGUAAGAGUAGCAAUAUCUGAUGACGAAAAGGAAACUCUAACUAAAGAAGAUGUUCUAACAAAAUUCAAAGAUCUUGAGAGUUAUUUAAAUCAUGUGGAAGAUCAAGGAGACUCUAAAAGUUUAGAUGAAAAAUUAAAAUUGCAACAGCAAGAAGCAACACGAAGAGAAAAUGUUCUUGUAAUGAGAUUAGCAACGAAGGAGCAGGAAAUGCAAGAGCUGGUGACGCAAAUACAAGAGUUAAAACAAGCGCAAACUCCAUCAACAACGCAAUUACAAACAAUGUUAUUAGAUCCUGCGGUAAACUUACUAUUCGAAAAGAUGAUAACAGAAUUGACUGAAACUAAGGACAGACUUGACCAAGCACAAAGCGAUUUAAAUGCUUGGAAGUUCACACCUGACAGUGUCACCGGGAAAAAACUGAUGGCAAAGUGUCGAAAAUUGAUUCUAGAAAAUCAAGAGCUGGGUAAGCAGUUAUCACAAGGUAGAAUAGCACAGCUGGAAGCAGAACUUGCUUUACAGAAAAAGUAUAGCGAAGAACUCAAAGGUAGUCAAGAUGAAAUGAACGAAUUCGUUAUACAAUUAGACGAAGAAGUCGAGGGUAUGCAGGCGACAAUAUGUACGUUACAACAACAGUUGAAAGACACUAACCAAAAUGUAACUAGGCUAGAAGAAGAAAACCAAAGACUUCUCGAACGUUUAAACGAGCGUUCAUCAAAGACUACUAACUCCAACGGAGAAGAAACUUUAAAACAAGAAACUCUGUAUAACCAUUCAUCUUCCGAACAUCAGAUAGGAGAUUUACAAUGUAAUGACUUUCAUGAAGCCAAGAACCAUUCAGAAACUCAUCAACACUUGUCGACAGUGAAGGUUAAAGAGGAGCUAAUGGAUGUUGACGAAAAAAUAUCGGACUUGCAAAAUAAAGAACCUGUUGAAAGAACUAUAGAACUUCAGGACGCCAACCAGACGAGAAAUCAAGUCCUGGUAAUCCGCGGAACCGAAGAUAACAAAAGAGACGUUGAUUCGAAAGUAAAUCAGUAUGUUAGUCCUACGAAGACUGCACCGAAGACUUCUUUUUCUAUAACAGAUCUCUUGUCGAAUCCAAAAGACUCAGUAAAGACAGAAACAGGUAUGUCCGCGGAGGUAUCGAAACACGAGAAAAACGGGGAAAACGGAACGCUGAAUGGGGAGAUCGAUGACGCAGCUAUUUAGAGGCUUACAUGUGUUCAACAGUUAUGUAUUCGUCGCUUUAGUUUGCCGUACCCUAAAAAGCUUUUCAUCCAAUUGCAUUGAAUGCACUACACUCUUCUUCUUUUUCGGAGAUCUCAUGCAUUUGCUUUAGAAAGUCUUUCUGUUAACAGAGUUUGAAGUUUUCUUCAGGUGCACAAUCCUCCGUGUUUGAUUCCAAGCUUUUAAAGUUGUUUUAUGUUAUUAAUGUUUUGUAUGAAAACGGUUUAUAUCUUUCACUUGGUGAAACUAUGUCCUCGAAAAUGUAAUUUCUUCUCUAGAUUUCGUCUUCCUGUUCGUAUUUUUUAUCAUUUACCAUUACGUAUGUACAUAUUAUUGUCGCAAAGAAACGAAGCCUAUCUAUA